AUGGAUCUGAAGGUAGGGGACGGGAAGGCCUGUGAUGGCGAUGGCGAUAUUGGCGACUCGAUUCCGGGAUGUCCGACUGACGGACGCGACGGGUUGAGAACUCAUCACCGCUUGUCGUUAUUCUGGUGGUCCGGCGAGGUUCGACAGAGGUCGGUGGUUUUUCUGGUGGUCCGGCGAGGGUCGUCGGUGUUAAUGGCCGGGGCGACGGCGAGUGUGGAGGAAAGGGGCGGCGGCUGGAGCAGAAGAAAGGGGCGGCUGGAGCAGAAGAAAGGGGCGGCGGAGAGAGUGGAGUAUACGGGCGGCUGCCGGUGGCAGUGGUGGGUGGCAGGUGGCAGCAGGUGGAGGUCGUCGGUGGAUAGUGCGGUGCAUUUGCAUGCUUAUGAAAGAGGUUAA
Messenger RNA from Striga asiatica, 393 nucleotides. Lineage: Eukaryota; Viridiplantae; Streptophyta; Magnoliopsida; Lamiales; Orobanchaceae. The record is from the annotation of a GenBank genome assembly.